AUGGUGAGUUCUCUUUUCAAUUUUUUUUUUCCUUCAUUAUUUGCUUUUUUUUGUUUUCAAUAUUUCAUUUCAGGGUAUUGAUAUCAACCACAAGCAUGAUCGCAAGGCCCGCCGCACGGCCCCACGCAGUGAAGAUCCGUACCUUCGUAUUUUGUCUAAGGUUAGUUCUAUUCUUAUUACUUUUUACUUAUUUUUCCUCGCAGCUGUACACUUUCCUUGCCCGUCGCACCGGUGAGAAGUUCAACAGCAUUGUUCUCAAGCGGUUGAACAUGUCCAAGCGUUUCCGUCAGCCGAUUUCCAUCGCCAGAAUCGCUCGCAACUUGUCCAAGGAAGGCAACGCCAACAAGCUUGUUGUUACCCUCUCCACCGUCACGGAUGAUGCUCGUCUCUACACUGUCCCGAAGUUCACCGUGAGUUAUUUGUUGAUCUUUCAACAAUUUUAUCUUGGAUUGUAACCAAAUCGCUCGGAAAUGAUUUAGUUUCGAUACACGGUGUCUCAAAUUCAUUCUGAACUAGGCUAAACCUUCUUUUUCUUUUGAUACAAUCAGCUUUUAUUCACCUUUCCUAGUAUUCAUGAUUUUUAUGUUAAAUUUAUUUGCUCGCUUUCAGGUUGCUGCUCUUCACGUCACCGAGGGUGCUCGCGCUCGUAUUCUUAAGGCCGGAGGAGAAGUCAUCACUUUGGACCAACUCGCUCUCCGAGCCCCGAAGGGAGAGAACACGCUUCUCAUCCAGGUCAGAAAUUUUUGAAUUAGUCAUCUCUUCUUUUUAUCGGUAUGAACUGAAUGUGAAGAACAUCUUUUUUUGAUGAUUUUUUUUAGAAUAAAAAUUUGAAUGACUGAAUAAAAAAAAUAAGUUCUAGACUUUAUUUUUCGUCUAUUCAUAUUUUGAAUAAUAAUUCGUGCUCUUUGAUUCUCGUCUAAUCCACUCGGAAUUUAUGGCGGCGUGUUCAUUGGAGAAACGGAAUAUGUUUCAAAACUUGAAAGCGUAUUCAUCGAUCCACAAAGUUGCCCCAAAACAGUGCUACUGUUUGUUUUGGAGCAAUUUUUGCGUUUCGUAACAAUUUUUGUUUGUCCGUUGAACACGCCAUUACUGAAGCUUAAACGAAAAUUCACACUGGUUAGAUCAUGCAUAAAUAAAAAAAAGAAUAUAUAUCGAAUAAAGGAAUGUCUAAAUUUUUUUUCCGUUACUUCGAUCUCGAUUUUUUUUUUUGGAAGUGUUUCUAACUGUUGUCUUAUUUUUUUUUUGCCGUAAAACUGAAAAUUCAUUCGUAGCAAUUUAGUAUCUUUUUAUCAGUAGUCCUUGCUGGUUUUUUCGUGCCCAUUUUGAUGAUUUGAUGCCGUGUUCAAAGUUAUUUCCGCGAAAUGGAAGAUUAUCGCUGAUUCUUCAAGAUUUAAUUACCUUUUUCACUCUUUGACAGCCAUUUUGAAUUCGCAUACACUACGUGAAAGAAAUUUUUUUAUUAUUGAACCUCUUCAUGUAAAACUUUUGAUAGGGAAAGUCUUUUUUUAUAUAUUUCUUUUAGGUCCCUUGAUAAAUAGUCUGAAUGAAUAAUUGAUGAGCUCUGAGAAAAUCGGAAACAUUUUCUAUUCGUUCAUAGAGCGAAAUUAUUAUUUUUUUUCUUUUUUUCGUUUCUUUUUCACAAUGUCUCGUUUUUAGGGACCACGCAAGGCUCGUGAAGCUGAGCGUCAUUUCGGACCUGCUCCUGGUGUACCUCACAGCCACACCAAGCCAUACGUUCGAUCAAAGGGACGCAAGUUCGAGCGCGCCCGUGGUCGCAGAGCGUCGCGAGGAUACAAGAACUAA
Messenger RNA from Caenorhabditis auriculariae, 1803 nucleotides. The record is from the annotation of a GenBank genome assembly. NCBI's taxonomy places the organism in Eukaryota, Metazoa, Nematoda, Chromadorea, Rhabditida, Rhabditidae.